AUGAAAAACGAAACUUCAUUCACUUGUUUAAAUGUAUAUAAAGUUAUCAUGCAAAGAAAAGAAGAGCUUUAAAAAGAUUCUUCCUUAUUUAAAAGAAAUUUAUUAGACCUCUACUUGAAAGAAAUCCCUUUGAAUGAAAACAAAGAAAUUACCAUAGAUGAAAUUAUAACUAAUUUCUGUGCUCUCUUCUUUGCAGGAACUGAUAAAAUAGGAAAUAUGACAGGUGUAUCACUUUACUGUCUUUCCUAAAAUCCAGAAAUUUAAGAAGAGGCAAGAGAUGAAAUGCCAUUGGUUCAUUCUAUUUUGAAAGAAUCCUUAAGACUUAUUCCUCCUGCAGCAGCAGUUUUAGGAAGAUAUGCAAACAAAGAUAUAGAGAUAGGUGAAUUUUAUGUUAAAAAAGGAUAUUUAUUCAAUACAAAGUUAUCUAAAGCCAAAGAAAUCCAGACUUAUACCAAAAUCCUGAAAAAUUUGACCUAUAUAGAUGGAUGA
Tetrahymena thermophila SB210 is the source of this 489-nucleotide messenger RNA. Its product is annotated as cytochrome P450 family monooxygenase. The record is from RefSeq and is a predicted model, not a curated record. Gene Ontology annotation, molecular function: monooxygenase activity; heme binding; oxidoreductase activity, acting on paired donors, with incorporation or reduction of molecular oxygen. The transcript has 2 exons. NCBI's taxonomy places the organism in Eukaryota, Ciliophora, Oligohymenophorea, Hymenostomatida, Tetrahymenidae.